Messenger RNA from Cannabis sativa, 5213 nucleotides. Its product is annotated as proline-rich receptor-like protein kinase PERK8. Gene Ontology annotation, biological process: protein phosphorylation. Gene Ontology annotation, molecular function: protein kinase activity; ATP binding. The record is from RefSeq and is a predicted model, not a curated record. Bases 1243 to 2397 code for a protein of 384 amino acids. The transcript is spliced from 7 exons. NCBI's taxonomy places the organism in Eukaryota, Viridiplantae, Streptophyta, Magnoliopsida, Rosales, Cannabaceae.
AAAUUAUAUUCCUUUUAUUUGUAUAUACAUAUAUAUAACACUGGUAUAUACUCUCUCUUCCUCUCUCUCUCUAUAUAUAUGUAUUUAUACAUAUAUAAAAAUUGGCAAGAAAAUAAAUGAAUAAGUAAACAAGGCAAGGCAAGGCAAGCUGGACACAGGUUGUUGGUGGUGUUAUAGUGCUAAUAUGAAUCUGUAACAGCAAAGAUGCCAAUGUAAGUUGCUCCACUCUCUCUCUCUCUCUCUCUAAUAUUCAUUAUUCAAGUUGCAAUAGAAGGCAACCAAAUAUACUGCUUUACAGCCCAAGCCCACACAAAACAGAAGCUUGAACCAAACCAAAACCUACUCUUUCUUUCUUUGUGUAUUUAUUGUUAUAUAGACACAUACACAUAUAUAUAUAUAUAUAAAUAUAAAAAUUCAUCAUCAUCUUUCUCUUCUUCUGCAAUAUUCAAUCUGUUUUUCUUUACCUUUUCUCAUCUUUUUUUUUAAUGUUGAUUGGUCUGCAUCAAAAAGAAUAAAAAAGGGUUCUUUGUUUCUGUAUGUAUGUGUGUGUGUAUAUAUAGAGAGAGGGAGAGAGAGAAAAAGGAAAGAAAUUGAAUUGAAUUGAGAUUUGGUGAUUAGGUAAAGAGUUGCAGUUGCAUUAGUAAUAAAACCCUGAAAAAAAAGCUUUGUCGGCGCAAGUUUACUUUCUGUCGGCAUUGUCUUAAAGAAGACCAGCCAUGACAGGCAGACAGUUUCUCUCUCUCUAUUUCAUUAUUUUCCCCUUAAUUUAAUCAGAAAAAUUGAUUCUUUCUUCAAUUAAUCAUCAAAGAAUUGGUCUUUUCAAUCAUUUCAUUUCUGGGUUUCAUUUAUUUUUUCUUCCUUUCCCAUUUGGGCAAAUGAAGCUGAGGAUCUUUUUGAGGAAUACAGGUUUGUUUGGAGACCCUUUUUCACUUCUUUAAUUUAACUUUAUUCAGAGACACUUAGAAGAGCUUAAAUAAAAGAAAGAUAGCUCUUUUUUCACUGUUCACUGUACAAUACAUAGACCUUAUCUAUACAACAACAAUAACAAUAACAACCCAUUCAAAAAAAAAAAAAAAAAACAAUAACAAUAACAACUAGGUAUAUAUAUUCUACCUUUUUCUUAUCUUAUCUUAUGCUUUUUUUUGGGGGGGGUCAACCCCUUUAUAUGUAUAUGUAUAUAUAUUUUCAGGUUUAAUGUAUGAUAAUACCAUUUGGGUUAGUUGAAAGGGGUUCCCAUACCAAAUGUCAGGGACUCUUGCAGCAAUAUUAGGAGGUGCUGCAGGAGCUUUGGUAUUGGUUGGGAUAAUUGUUCUAUUCAUUUGGUUCUAUCUAUCUCGCCAUAGAAGUGUUUCAAGAACAUCAGAGACAGGUUCUUCUGAUCCAUCAAUACAAGUUGGAAGGCAUGUUGGGGUUGAGUUAUCCUCAGUUAGAGAAACCAGGCGUUUUCAAAUGGAUGAAUUGUCUCUUGCUACUAAGAAUUUCAGUGACAAUAAUUUGAUUGGACAAGGCAAAUUUGGGGAGGUAUACAAGGGUUUGCUUCAUGAUGGGAUGCUUGUUGCUAUUAAAAAGAGACUUGGAGCUCCCACACAAGAAUUUAUUGAAGAGGUGCAUUAUCUCUCACCUAUACAGCAUAGAAAUCUUGUUACUCUUCUGGGGUAUUGCCAAGAAAAUAAUCUACAGUUUCUUAUAUAUGAUUACAUUCCUAAUGGAAGUGUUUCUGCUCAUUUAUAUGGCACUGCUCAACAUCCACGUGAGAAGCUAGAAUUCAAGCAUAGACUUUCAAUAGCUCUAGGGGCAGCUAAAGGUUUGGCCUAUCUUCAUUCUCUAAGUCCCCGUUUGGUACAUAAGGAUUUUAAAACAGCAAAUGUUCUUGUAGAUGAAAAUUUCAUAGCUAAAGUAGCUGAUGCUGGAUUAAGGAAUUUCCUUGGAAGAUUUAAUAACAACAAUGCAGGGUCAUCUUCUCAAGCUGCAGCCGCCGAUGAAAUAUUUCUUGCACCAGAGGUGAAGGAAUUCGGACGAUUUUCAGAGAAAAGUGAUGUCUACAGUUAUGGCGUUUUUCUUCUCGAGUUAGUGAGUGGAAGAGAGGCAACAGAUGUUCCAUCGUCCGAGUCAAGUCAGAACCUGGUUGAAUGGGUUCAAAAUUUCCAAGAAAAUAGCAAUGUGGGGAGCAUGAUUGAUGGAAGAAUGGGGAAUAGGUUCACAGCAGAAGGGAUGGAAGAGUUGAUAGAGUUAAUUAUUCAAUUGGUUCAAGUCUCAAGUGAUAGGCGUCCAUUGAUGAAUUAUGUGGUUAUGCAACUUGAUAAGAUACUGGAGAAAGAGAUGAGCUUAACCACAGUCAUGGGUGAAGGAACACCAAAUGUCAUACUUGGAAGCCAGUUGUUUAAGGCCUCCAAAUGAAAAUUAUAUAUAUUUCUAUAUAUAUAUAAUAUAUUUAAAUUGCCUAUAAAAAAAAAAAAAAAAAAAAAAAAAAAAAAAAAAAAGCAAAGAAAAUCAAAAAUAAAAAAGCAAUCAUGAGUGACCAUAUUUGUGUUUUUUUUCUUCCUUCAUUAUUUUUACCUGUAGAGAACACAUCAGAUCAGAGGGUGCAGAUAUUAGCUGUUAGAUUAAGUGUAUAAACAACAGCUUCUGCAUUAUUUUUUUGGUUUUUUGUUUUAAAUGUCCAAAAAUUUAUUUAUAAAACUUGUUGUAAAAUUAAACCAUUAUUUAUUUGUUAAUAUUAAAGCAUAAGGUGUGAUUUUGCUCUUAUAAUUUACUUUCCAAUGCUCUUUUCUUUUUUUCUUUCUUUAUUUGGGUAGAGCUCUGCAAAUUAGCAUAACAAAAUCCAUACAAAAUUUACCAAAAGUGUAUUGUAUUUGUAUUGAUUGGAUUGUCAGUACAGUUUACAGACAAAUGUGUCUCUUCAUGUAUUAUUAUUACAUACAAUCAAAUUUAUCAAAACUUGUAGUAAGUUUUAUUCUUUAUUCAACUAUCAAAGAAUUGGUUAUCUCGUUUGUACAAAUCAGUAUCAAAACUUUUCAGGACAAGUGAAUUGACAAGACUAAGACAUGUUGUUUCCUUGUUCUUGCUCCUAUUCACUUUUGGAUCAAUGAACUUCCAUUGUUGGUCAUAAUCCUGUGUAACACAAAUCAACAAAACAUUUUAGUCUCGACAAAAGAUAAAACCGGCGAAGAAAGCUUACUUUUCUUGGCAGUAUCUAUCUAAGGAAAAUCAACAAAAUAAUUGGUAGGGAGACCCAUCAAAGCCUUCUCUUUAAGCUAUGAUCAUGAAUAAGUGCAAAAGAUAACAAAGUGAAUAAAGGUUACCUUGUACCUAAAGAUAAGCCCUUACUGUCACCAACCGAUACUGGCAGUAUCUAUCUAUAUAUCUAUGGAAAAUCAAAACAUUUUCUUUGUUUGCUGUUUAAAUAUGAAAUCUACACUUGGAGCACUAUUUCCAUACUUAUGUGGAAGAAGAGAACAAAAGUGAAUAAAGGGCAGCUAAUAACAAUGAGAUUUGUGCAACAAAAUAAUUGGUAUGGUUCAAGGCCAGGGUGACCCAUCAAAGCCUUAUCUUAAAGCUAUGAUCAUGAAUAAAUGCAAAAGAUAACAAAGCGAAUAAAGGAUGGUAUCUUACAACAAAAGAUAACCCUUACUAUCGCCAUAUAUUAAUCGUUCUUAGCAGUAUAUAUCAACAAUUAUUAAGUUUGCUGUUUAAAUAAGAAAUCCACAUAGAAGAAAAGAACAAAGUGAAUAAAGGGUACCUUAUAACAAUGAGAUUUCCACAACAAAAUUUUCGGUAUGGUUCACAACCUUCUCUUUAAGCUAUGAUCAUGAAUAACAGUAAUCAAAUUCAAGUCCUGUAAAUGAAACAUUUGGUGAUAAAAAAUUGAGUGGCCACCAGCCAAGUCAAGUCUUUUCCGUUUGUAUGGUAUCUCCUAGCAAUGCUGAAAACAUAGCAACAGAGAAUAACACAAACAGAAAGGUGUAAAUAUACACAAUUAUACCAAUCAAGACAAUGUAUGAGGAGAGUUAGAGAUUUACAAGUUUGAUGAAGAUAAAUCUGUUGUAAGAGCCGAGUUCUAGCUUUAUUAACAGUGUUGAAACAAAGGUAUAUAUGAGUCUCUAAAUCAUCAAGCUGAUGAAUAAAUUUUGAUUGGUUCUGUCUAAGCUGUUUAACCACUUCUUGUAUGAGAUACCUUUCUCCACCACAAUUCAAACCCAUCUGAACAGAAAUCUUAUCUUCCUCAAUGGUCGUUUGCAUACGAUCCACAAGGCUCUUCAAAGUAAUCAAAUCCUCAUUAAGAGCAAAAGUACCUUUAGCUGCAGCAUCCAAUUGAGCAAAGCGAGAAGCCCUUUUCCUCAUAGGCAAUGCAUUAGUACAGACCACAAGGGAAGUAAGAGCUCUGGUAGUGAGAGCCACAGGUCUAGAACAGAAAGCAGUCUCAAAGAGAAGACUAAUCAAAGAUCGAGACUUUCGGAGGCGACGAUCGAGACGUUGUCUGAGAUUCGAGAAACAACCGCGGAUGUGAUCGAAGCUGUGGUGGUGGGAAUCGUCGGAAAACGAAAAGGGAUUUUGAAAAGAAUCGAACUUAACGAAGAUUUCGUAGGCCCAAUUGCAUUGGGAUUGAGAUAGAGAGUCCGAAUCUUCUGGAAGGAUUUGGAGGAGUUCGUGUAGAGGCGAGUAAAGUUCGCGAGCACGGAACACGGCGUGCUGGAGAUUGAGACAGAGUUGGGAUGUGUACUCGCUGUGAUCGAAGUAAUCGGAGACGAGUCUUGUUAGGGUAUUGGGCUUAGCAUAACGGAGAGCCUCUUCGAUGCAAUCGCGGUUAGGGUUAAGGACUCGUUCUAAAACGACGGCGUUUUGAUCUUGGUAAUGGAUUUCGACUGUGGAACGAAUCUCUUGGUAGGAAUUGGAUUGAAUUGCGAUGGAAUACUCGCGAGAUAGAUUGGGAGAGGGUUGAGUGCUGGCCAAGCUAGCUGUAUCUCCUCCUCCACGGUCGCCAUUGGCGGCGGCGGAAUCAGCUGUGGGUUUUGAAUUGUAAAAACUGUUCCUUUAAUGAUGAUACUAUUGAUGAAAUUAUCGAAACCAGAAGAGAAAGGAGAAGCUUACCUUGGAUUUGAGAUUGAGAGUAAUAAUGGGAAUUGGGAAGCGACGACGGCGACGGAGACGGCGAAGGGUUUAGGGUGAGACAAUGGUGAAGCAUCUGCUUCGUAGUUAGUUUUACUGUUGUGUUU